CUCCCGCUUCAGGGAAACCCUGCUUCCCGUCCCUUUUUGACAUUCGCCCCUCUCGAGCUCGGUAGGUAUUCCGUCCUGCUUGUGGAUGGCUGCCUAAUUAUGUUGGUUAUGGCUUUCCAUUUGGCGAGGCUGUGCUUAGUUAGGCCUUUUACCGUCUUAGUGCCCUACCCCCGGACAUCUACAUUUCUGUUAUUUGGAUGCAUAUUUCUUUUUGAUUGCCAGUAUUUCCCUUUUUCCCGUGAUUUCAGCGGACUACAAUCAUUGGAGCGUUUGUCGUUUAUAAUUUAACCGUCCUCGACAGACUCGAACAUAUCUCAUUGUCAAUCCAGCCUGAAACAUUCCCAUUCAGACAAAAAAUACACUGCACGAAAAUGGCCGAGUCAAGCCAUUCCGACGAUACUUCGAUUUUCGUUGUCCCUAUGGAAGAGUCUAUGGUGCUUGGAUCUUCCGUCAACUCGUUGGCGAGUUUUGUUGACGCAGAGAUUGUGUCUAAGCCGCCCAGGCCAUUCCUAGCUGUUCGCGGGACACAUUUUGUGACGCAGCACAGAGAAGAAGAUGACCAGAACAUCAAUAAGGAUGAUUCUAGGACAAGCACCGAAGCAGUUGCUGGUGCAGAAACAAUUGAUUUUGAUUUCAAAGUCGACUGUUCUGAGAUCAGACGUCUGCAAACUGUCGAAGCCUUUCUACAAGACGACACUUUAUCAAAAUCAUCGGCCGAGAAUAAGUCUUCUCCGGAAAGCCUUCUAAUGGAAUCAAUGAAUAACAACACCGCGGAAACGGUUGCAAAUCCAGUUCCGAGGUUAAAUCGUCAGCAACUGGAGGCUUUAUGCAGUUGUUUUUUGGCAGCGUCUGGAUACCCAUCAAAAAUACUUACAAUCCACAAGAAUACUUCUCCACGACAUACUGACAAUGACACUGUGGAGCUGUUUAUCCACGAGCUUGCAAUGGAGAUUUAUUAUGCUGGCCAUGUCACAGUUGCUACGCAUUCAGGUGACACUGUAACCAAGCUUGUACUCGGCUCGUCUGGCCAAGAAUCCUUGGAUCCUUCCUCUUCUUCUGAAAAAACAUUGCACUUGGCAAUCCAUGUUAACUGGGUAUAUCAGUGGCCUAUUAAUAAAUUUAGGCUGAAGCACAAUCAUGAGACUGAUACUACUCCUUCACCACUUCGCUCCAUACCAUCAUCCGAUGAAGAUAAUCAAGAGCAAGGAAAUGCAACACCAUCUCUUUACGAUCCCAACUUUGGCCAACCCGUUACGUACGAUCCUAAUGGCUAUGGCCUGCAUGGUUCUGGCUCCUCGCCUUUCGGUACCUGGAAUAUGUCGUGGUUCUUUCGCAUCCAGCAUGCCAUGCUCGACCGCGUGUGCAACCGUGCCUGGGUCCUUCCAGGCCAGAAGGUCAAAGGGUGGCCCAAAGACCGAGCGGGUCGAGAAAAUUCUACUGGCCAAACAAUUGUUGCGCAUCAGCCCGGUUCAACACCAGUCUAUCAAAGGCAUGUACAGAAAUGGGGCAGUGAUGAGUAAGGGUUGGGAUGAGCGAGUGAUAGGAUUCGUGUUUACGGAUUCUCUUAUCGUCCUCACCCUUUAAGGUUUUUCUUAUAAUUUCGUCGAGGUAGAAUUGGCCUUCUGUUGAGACACACUAGCCU
Molecule: messenger RNA, 1642 nt
Organism: Xylona heveae TC161
Lineage: Eukaryota; Fungi; Ascomycota; Xylonomycetes; Xylonales; Xylonaceae
Exons: 2
Source: RefSeq, a predicted model, not a curated record